AUGGCCCCGCCGCCGGCCCCGCCGCCGGCCCCGGCCCCGGGGCCCCGCCUGGCGUUGCUGGCCGCUGCCCUCCUCGCCGCCACAGUGAGCGGCGAUGUGGACCCUGCUGACCCUGUCUAUCUGCCAGUGGACCUGGAGGUACUCAAUAUGCCCGAGUACUACCGGCUGCAGCGGGCAGACCAGGACCUGCCAGCCAACACCUCACUGCGGGCCCGCUCGGAGACCUACCUGCUGCUGCGGCAUGGCACUGCAGCGCAGCCCCUCGUCCGGGCCACCUACACGCCCUUCAGCGCUCACCAGGCAGUACCAUUGGAGAGCCCUCCCCAGGAAGAUGUGUCAGCAGGCUGGUCCAUCCGUGCUGUGCCCAUCGAGAGCGCAGUGUCACCUGUCCAGCCCUUUGCCCGCGUCCUCUUCCACCUACAGGGCCCUGACUGGCUGCCAGGGACACGGGAGCUGCCCUGUGUCACCCUCCAGGCACAGCACCGGGGUCAAACUGCCCAUGGGACCUGCCGCCUGCAGGCACCGCUCGGCAUCUGCAUGGUGGAGCUGGAGAUCCCCCUAGCCUGGUUCUCUGAGCCCCGUGAGCCAGUGGACCUCUACUACGGCACUGUGGGGCUGGGCGAGUGCAGCCAGACUGGGGUGGGGGCAAAGGGGCUGCAGCGUGCUGGGCGGCUGGAGCUGCGGGAGGCCGAGCCAGCGCGGUUGCAGGAGGUGCGACUGGAUGACAAAGUGUUGCUCCGUGUGCCCGAGGUUGCCCUGCGCCCGGGGCAGCUCUUCACUGCCACCCUUGUCCUGUGGCACAACUUCACUGCUGAUCAGCUCACGCUCCGGGUGAAGGUGAAGAAGGGAUUGCAGGUGGUGGCAGCCCGGCCAGCGGCCCCCACAGCCUGGGCUGCCCAGCUGGAGCGUUCCCGGGGCGCCAAGCACUCCACUGCUGUGGUGACCUGCCAUCGCCGUGGCACCGGGGGCUACGGGCCCACAAGGGUGGCUGAGGGCUACGAGCUGCUGCACCUGGACCUGGCGGUGGAGAACAGCACUGGGGGGCUGGUGGCGGCACGGCCCGUCACUUGGCAGGUGGAGUACCCCGGACAAGACCCCGAGGCCCAGAAGGACAAGAUGGUGUGGGAGAUCCAGGUGUCGGAGCGAGAUAUCCGCGCCCUCAUCCCGCUGGCACAGGAGCUGGAGAUCAUCAACACGGCACCACUGAGUGGCGUGCCCCAUGCAGUGCCGGUGAAGCUGGUGGCCGUAGAGGCAGGGGGUGGCAUAGCCGAGGUCACAGAGCAGCUGGGCUGCGAGUCAGCUGACAAGCAGGUGCUGCAGGUGGCUGAUGCCUGCAAUGCCGUGUUUGUGGCGGGCAAGGAGAGCCGGGGUGCCCGUGGGGCCCGAGUGGAUUUCUGGUUCCAGCGCUUCCACGCUUCACUGCACUUCACCGUCUGGGCGCCACUCCUGCCUCUCCGCGUUGACCUGCGUGACACUACCCUGGAACAAGUGCGGGGCUGGCGCCUGCCUGGCACCCCCACCGACAGCAUCCCUGUCGAGGUGGAAGAGCCUGGGGAGGAGGCCGAGCGGCGCACCCGAGGCUGCCGGCCCCAGUACCAGCGCACAGCGGUGCGGUUCCUGGCGCACUUUGUGGCCCACCCGCUUGAUGGUGGGCGCCACCUCACUUACCUACCCAGCCCCGAAUGGCUCUUCGAUGUCUCUCAUCUGGUGGCUGCCCGGGCCCGGGUCGUGGACCCCCGUGUGGCCUCGCUGGAGGCGGGGGCUGUGGUGGUCGGCCGGGAGCCUGGGGUGACCUCUGUGGAGGUCCGCUCACCUUUCUCGGACUCCAUCUUGGGCGAGCAGAUGCUGGUGGUGUCAGAGGAGAAGGUGACAGUGAUGGAGCUGCAGGCCCAGGUGGUAUCAGGGCUGUCCCUCAUGGUGACAGCCGAGCCAGGGCACCCUGAUCUCAUCGUGGCCUCCUGCCAAGGGACAGCUGCACUGCACUCCCCCAAACAGGAGGCGACGCUCUCGGUCUGGCUGGCCUUCUCUGACCAUACGCUGGCCCCGCUGGAGCUGUACGGCUGGCAGGAGGCAGCGCUGGCUGUGGCCUUGCCAGACUCCACCGUGGCCUCGGUGCGCCCUCCAGGGGCCACCCCCUUGCGCCCACUGCUGGUGGCUGAGGGGAUGGGGCGUGGGGCGCUGUUGCAUCUCAGCCUGCAUGCCCCGGACACCUGCCGCAAGGGCCGGCACCGGGCAGCCCCCCUGGCCACUGGCACUGCCUGGCUUGAGGUGGGCCAUGGCCGGCGCCUGCCUACCCCUGGCAGCCCCAAACACCGAGGUGGCCACCCCCGGCCCAGUUCACCCUUCUCGCGGGCUGAGGGGGCCAUGUCCGGGGAAGCAGUAACAGCCGCAGCAAGUGAGCCACAGAGGAGGAACCCUGCUGGUGUGGGACCAGCCUCCACCAAGCUCCAGGGGCUGGGAUCUUCCUCAGAGGAGGAGGAGGAGGAGGAUGGCUACGGUCGCAACCGUGCUGGUGGGGAGGAGGAGGAAGAGGAGGAGAUGGUAAAAGCCUCUGAGCGGGUGACUGACCUGGAGAUUGGCAUGUACGUCUUGCUUGGUGUCUUCUGCCUGGCCAUCUUUAUCUUCCUUAUUAACUGCGUCUUCUUCGUUCUGCGGUACCAGCACAAGGAACCGCCAGAUGCUGGCAUGGCCCCCUCCACCCCGCAGCCCCACAACUGGGUUUGGCUGGGCACUGACCAGGAGGAGCUGAGCCGGCAGCUAGACCGCUGGCAGCCGGAGCCCAGUACUGAGCCAGCCCCAGGUCCCCAGGCCAGCACUGAGGGUGGGCAGUGCUGCUGUGGGGUGCCCCCAAGUGCCAUGCCAGGGCCUGGCCCCACUGCUGAGGAGCCUGGUGGCAGCCCACUCCUGGGUGCUCUGACACCCGGAACUGCCCUGCCCCGUAAGGAGAGGGGUGCACCAGGGGGUGGCCGGAGAAAACGUGUGGAGUUUGUCACCUUUGCGCCGCUGCGGGCACCCGAGGAGCCUCCCCUGCCCACCCCCAACAUCCAGUCCAUCCUGGUGGCCAGUGAGGAUGAUAUCCGCUGGGUGUGUGAGGACAUGGGGCUCCGGGACCCCGAAGAACUCAGGAGCUACAUGGAGAGGAUCAGGGGCAGCUCCUGACCUGGAGGACGGGGGGGGGGGGGGGGGGAGCUGUCCCUGGCCCCCGCCCUGGCUGGUACCAGGCCAGGCGAACUAGUAAGGGACCAACCUCCUCCUCCCUACACCUCCCUGGAGAUGUGUUCCUGCCCCACUUCCCCUGCUGCGGCAGGCAUGCUGCUCUGGGGGACACAUCCUCAUCCCAUCUCUGGCCAGUGUGGUGGCUGGAGCCCUACCCCACCAGUGUCACUGGAGAGACAGGCCCUGGAUGCUUGUGACUCUUUGGGACCAUAGAGACGUUUCCAUUAGGGACCAGUUCGCUCAGCCAUUGCCUCCCAGCUGAGAGUGUCUGCCCUCUUCAUGGUCUGUGCCAGAUUCCCAGGCCCACUUUGCUGGGAGGGUCACCACUGCCAUCACACAUCCGGGCAUCCUGCUAAUCUCCUUGGCUUUGGAGGAUGUUUUUGUCACUGGAAGCUGCCCUGGGAAGGGGAAUUCUGUGGAGGAAGCGUUGGUCCCCUUACUGCUUUGGGUCUCAUUGCAACAUCAUGUUCAUAGUGAUUAUGAGUCCUAUGGUCUGAUCCUGGAGACCAGCCUGUGUCCCCUUGCCCCAUCCUCAGCCCUGUCCCACUGCAGGGAGGAAGGGGGCUCAGGGCAUGAGCUCAUCUCCACCUUCACCCUGGCCAUGCAUCUGUUUUGUAUGAUUGGCAUUUUAUACCCGUAGCAUUGUGGGAAGGGGCUGCUACAAUGGGGUUUGUUAUUUAUGGAAGAUUUUUAAUUCUGACAUUGUUACAAAAAUAAAAUAUUUCAAAAAGCUGA
Messenger RNA from Rhea pennata, 3951 nucleotides. It is a transcript of the gene TMEM132A, whose product is annotated as transmembrane protein 132A. The transcript has 11 exons. Gene Ontology annotation, cellular component: endoplasmic reticulum. NCBI's taxonomy places the organism in Eukaryota, Metazoa, Chordata, Aves, Rheiformes, Rheidae. Bases 1 to 3159 code for a protein of 1052 amino acids. The record is from RefSeq and is a predicted model, not a curated record.